UCUAUCUCUCUCAGUCUCAAGUCAAACGUCAGUCAGUCAUCACGAAUCCACGAGCUAUAAAACUAAAAGGAUGCGAGCACUCGGGGCACCCCUAUUAUUGCUAGCGCCACUCCACUACUUUCGUAUUUCCCCGUCUCCUCCAUAUUUGCGCACGCUCUCGCCAUCUCCACCCCGGCCUCUGGUCAAUUUUUUCUACUUCUACUCCUCAGCAAGACCGAUCGCCGGAAUCGUAUCAUCAAUGGCCGCCGCCGGCGAACGCGUCACGAGCGAGUGGUUCUCGGUGCCGGACCUCCGGCUCCGGAACCACAGAUUCACCGUGCCUCUCGAUUACUCUCUCAGUGAACCUGCAUCGCCGAAGAUCUCCGUCUUUGUCCGCGAAGUCGUUGGUGUUGGGAAGGAAGAACUAGACCUCCCCUUUUUACUGUACUUGCAGGGAGGGCCGGGUUUUGAGUGCAUGCGACCAUCUGAAGCCGGUGGAUGGAUAAGCAAAGCAUGUGAAGAGUAUCGCGUUGUUCUACUGGACCAGCGAGGAACGGGCUUAUCGACACCUUUAACAACAUCAUCGAUGUCUCAAUUUAAAUCUGCUGAGAAGUUGGCUGACUACUUGAAACAUUUCCGAGCUGACAACAUAGUGAGAGAUGCUGAAUUUGUACGCAAAAGGCUUGUCCCUGAUUCUAGGCCAUGGACAGUGUUGGGACAGAGUUAUGGCGGCUUUUGUGCAGUAACUUACCUGAGUUUUGCUCCACAAGGACUGAAACAAGUCCUUUUGACUGGUGGAAUCCCUCCGAUAGGAAGUGGAUGCACUGCAGAUGCUGUUUACAGAGCUUGUUUUGAUCAGAUUGUGAAGCAAAAUGAGAAGUAUUACCAGAGGUUUCCUCAAGAUAUACAUAUUGUUCAAGAAAUUGUAAAAUAUUUAGCAGAAUCUGAAGGUGGUGGGGUACCUCUUCCAUCUGGUGGCAUCUUAACACCACGAGGGCUUCAGCUUCUGGGUUUGUCGGGUUUAGGAUCAAGUACUGGUUUUGAACGUUUGCAUUAUAUGUUUGAGAGGGUAUGGGAUCCUACAUUAAUUCCAGGUGCCCCAAAGAGAAUUAGCUACGUCUUUCUAAAUGCAUAUGAGAAGUGGUUGGAUUUUGACUGUAAUCCUCUAUAUGCUCUCAUGCAUGAGUCCAUUUACUGUCAGGGUGCUUCUUCAAGUUGGUCUGCUCACAGAAUAAGAGCUGAAAAUGAGAGUCGGUUUGAUGCAAUGAAGGCCGUCAAAGAAGGACGUCCAGUGCUGUUUACUGGAGAGAUGAUUUUUCCAUGGAUGUUCGAUGAGAUGCAUGCCUUGAAGCCUCUCAAAGACGUUGCUCAUUUAUUGGCAGAGAAAAAGGACUGGCCUCCUUUGUACGACGUUGCCACAUUGAAAAAUAACAAGGUCCCCGUUGCUGCUGCUGUUUACUACGAAGACAUGUACGUAAACUUCAAGCUUGUGAUGGAAACAACUCCUCAGAUAGCAGGGAUCAGAUUGUGGAUCACAAAUGAAUACAUGCAUUCUGGUCUCAGAGAUGGAGGUGGCCACGUUUUGGAUCAUCUACUAGGUUUGCUCAAAGGGAAAAAGCCUCUAUUUUAGUUUCUUUUUCUUUUUCUAAAUCUUUGACAUUUUUACAUACUUUGAAAAUAAUAAAAACUAGAACGCGAGAUUUUCUUGUUACA
This is a messenger RNA of Salvia miltiorrhiza (redroot sage), 1692 nucleotides long. RefSeq lists its product as uncharacterized. The record is from RefSeq and is a predicted model, not a curated record. Gene Ontology annotation, biological process: proteolysis. The coding region runs from base 71 to 1609 and encodes 512 amino acids. The transcript has 10 exons. Lineage: Eukaryota; Viridiplantae; Streptophyta; Magnoliopsida; Lamiales; Lamiaceae. Gene Ontology annotation, molecular function: peptidase activity.